This is a messenger RNA of Dreissena polymorpha, 2586 nucleotides long. RefSeq names its product apolipoprotein D-like. Gene Ontology annotation, biological process: brain development; lipid transport; tissue regeneration. The transcript has 4 exons. Gene Ontology annotation, molecular function: lipid binding. The record is from RefSeq and is a predicted model, not a curated record. Bases 84 to 689 code for a protein of 201 amino acids. Lineage: Eukaryota; Metazoa; Mollusca; Bivalvia; Myida; Dreissenidae.
UCUACUGUUCUCGAUACAAACCUAGAUUCCAUAUAGAAAUAGAGCAGUCCUUCACCAAGGUUCUAGUGUGUCAAUAAACAACCAUGCUUCCGUUUCUGCUGUUGUUUUUCUGUGCGUCCAUAGUAUACGGCCAGGUGCCAGUGUUAGGGAAAUGUCCAAAUGUAACCGUGAAAAUGGACUUUGAACCUAGCAAGUAUUUCGGCUUCUGGUACGAGAUAGCGCGGUUCUACACGAGUUUCGAAGCGAACCAGAAGUGCCACUCCGCCACCUACACGUCACUUCCGUCGGGCCACUUCCAGGUGUUCAACCAGGCACUUGAUAUGGAAGACCACGAGCAGAAUGCGACGGGUGACGCCUACAUUCCCGACACCAAGGUGAAGGCUAAGAUCAAGGUUAAGUUCAACGAAGGACUACACUUUCCGCUCAAGGACUACACUUUCCGCUCAAGGACUACACUUUCCGCUCAAGGACUACACUUUCCGCUCAAGGACUACACUUUCCGCUCAAGGACUACACUUUCCGCUCAAGGACUACACUUUCCGCUCAAGGAGUAUAUUUUCCGCUUUUAUGGAUUUGUGUUAAAUAAAAGUAUCUCCCUAACUAAAAUCCAGUUAAGUCGGAAAAUUAAGUCACUGCUAAGCUUUUGUGGACUGAACAGACUAAUCUGGGUGGAACUUGUCGUACAAUAAGCCAAGAUAUCCCAGAACGAUGCGCAAUUGUGUUUACCAUGUGCUUGCCAUUAAUUUCUCACAACUUUCGCAAGAAAUCUACGCCCUAGCAUGAGAAUACCUCAUCCAUCUUGUGUCCUUGCUACACAAUUCAGCGAUUCUGGUUUUAGGUGAAGCAAUAAGACUAAUUUAAAUCCGUGUUUGUCUCCGAAAAUUCAUGCCCUGAAUGUUUGCUUUUCCCACCCAGUUUAUCAUCCCAACUUUCUCCACAGUUGUUCGUCAGCAUUUCAAUAUUUCAUUCAUAGUUUCAUUGCGUAAAAAGUCGAUGAAAGACUCACUUGUUAAGAAAGUAUUGUGAUAAUUUUUAUAUUGAAUGAAUGAAUAUUUUGAGUUUUCGGAUGAGUGUUUACAUAUCACCUAUUUUUCCUCAACUGCUCAUGGAGACUGAAAUCUUCUUAGCUGUACCAGGUCGCAGAAUCAACGUGGUUUUCAGGGGUUUACACACGGGCUGGACAGGAUGUAAUCACACCGUUCAGAAUUUUAUUUUUGCAAAUAUCUCAAGCUAUUGAAAUUCAUCUGCAAAAAUGUUUAGUGCAUACAAUACAGAUUUUCUUGCAGUUUGUGCCGAUAUCUUAAGGCAAAAGAAUAAAUCCUUGAAUACGUAUGAAAUCGGUGACAAAAUAACACGUUGAGUGAAUCAUAUAACCGUAUAGAUGAAUGCAGUGCACAUAUAAUUUUUUAACAAGAAAUCGGUGACAAAAUUUCACGUUGCGUGAAGCAUAUAACCGUAUAGAUGAAUGCAGUGCACAUAUACUUUUUUAACAAGAACACAUGCUGAUUAAAUAAUGUAAUUAUGAUGUAUUUCAUAUUGCCAUAAGCAGCAUAAAAAUCUAUAUUUUAUGCACUAUUUGAAAUUUUAAGAAUAGUUGUUUAAAAAAGUUAUUUGAAAAAAAGCACCACUUGCCGGUGUAUUUAAAUCCAUUAACGUUUACUUGGGAACCCCACAUAGUCACGUGAUCCUGCACCCUGUGUUCGUGUUUUAACAAACGAAAUGAUGUCAUUAAAGUUUGAUUUUGCUUAAUUUCACGAAAAGUAAAACUUUCCGUUUCAUUAUAUGGUUUAUCGACAUGAAAUGUGCUUCAAUCUUAAUAUCUAUGAAUUGAUCUAUAACUAUUUCGUACGUGUACUGUUCAAUACACAUUGAUCAAUAUAGACGUGAUUUGCAAAUAGUGAAUUAGUAUCUGCAUGUUGCGUUGUUUUUUUAAAAUACUAUUUCUCAGACAAUAUUUUUGAAAGACGUGCCAUGAUAAUAGAGAAUAAUAGGUUAGUGUUGAUUAUAGAUCGGGUUUAUCAUGCGAGGCUUAGAAACCAAAAAGCACGAGCCUUGGCGAGUGCUUUUUCGUUUUCGUGCCGAGCAUGAUAAAACUCAACUAUAAUCAACACUAAUCUAUUAUUCUAUUUAUCCCACUUUUUAUUAUGUAAACCUUUUUGUUUAAACAAAAUUUGUUUGACUGGAUAAUGUCGCUGGAUUUAUGACGUCAUUUCGUCGAAAUAUUGACGUCAUUUCCUGCCGUUGAUUAUAAAUGAUAUUUAAUCAACGGGGCUUUAUUCAACCGAAUUCGCUGUAAAAGUGGGAUAAAAUAGAAUAUGUGGCCGGUAACUUGUUUGGUAUGUUUAUAAAAACUAUGCAUUUUCUUAUACAAUAGGCAGUUUCUAUAGAUAAUAUAUGAAUGGUGACUGUUUGACUUUUGAGGUCAUGUGCUAUUAGACUCAUCCGGUUUGGCGUGUAAAACGGCUCGGCACGUCUCGCCUUUGCCUAAGGCUUGCUAAGCCAUAUCAUACUUGUAUUAUAUCACAAAAUAUCAACAGUAACAACCAAUAAAUUCUCAUGAAGAAUUGCAAAUCGAAUACAAAAAUG